Molecule: messenger RNA, 3965 nt
Organism: Electrophorus electricus (electric eel)
Lineage: Eukaryota; Metazoa; Chordata; Actinopteri; Gymnotiformes; Gymnotidae
Gene: elmo3
Product: engulfment and cell motility 3
Biological process (GO): actin filament organization; cell motility
Source: RefSeq, a predicted model, not a curated record
CCGUGCAGCUGGCUCCGGGCUCCUUCCUACAGGGGCCGGUUGGGACGCCAUUCAACCCGGAACUGUGAGUGCGGUCGAUUACUGGGUUUAGCCUGGAAAGAAGUGUAACGCGCACGGCGAGGUCACAGAAAACGGCUCUACCCAAGAACUGCUCCGGGGAGAAGGAGCUCAGAUGUGUGACGUCUGCACCACGGAGCAAAUCUUUCUCUCUUUCAACAGAGUUUUAGGAAGACGGUCUUCCGUUUCUCAGAAUGCCGCAGCAGAAGGACAUAGUGAAGAUUGCUAUCCAGAUGCCGGGGGCGUACCCCCAGCUCAUUCAGCUGGACCAGAAAAAGCCCCUUACUGCUGUGAUAAAAGAAGUCUGUGACAGGUGGAAUCUUCCUGGUCCUGAGAACUACGCUCUUCAAUAUGCGGAUGGAGUUCAGACCUACAUCACUGAGUCUAAUCGCUUGGACAUAAAGAAUGGCAGCAUUCUUCGUCUCACCAAGGCACCGGGGCGCUGUGCGGAGGACCUGUUUAAGGGCAUCCAGAGCUCUGACGCAGGGGUGUGCUGCGACUCCCUGAAGCAGCUGGUCAGCGUGUCCACAGACAUCACCUUCGCUCAGGAGUUCAUCAGCCGGGACGGACACUCUCUCCUCGUGCGGAUAGUGGAGGAAGCUCAGGAGACACACCUGAUCCUGACUCACGCACUCACCGCCUUCAUGGAGCUGAUGGACCACGGCAUUGUCUCCUGGGAGAACCUCUCCACCAUCUUCAUCAAGAAGGUCACCAGUUUUGUGAAUGAGAAGGCGGGGGACGCCUCUGUCCAGCAGGUGUCUCUGGACAUCCUGGAGAGCAUGGUUCUGAGCAGCAGGAGCCUCUUCCAGCAGAUCAGAGAUGAGAUCAUACUGGAGAGGCUGCUUUCCCACCUGCAGGUGUCCAACCAGCAGCUCCAGACCAAGGCCAUGGCUUUGCUCAUGGCCCUGCUGCAGACAGCUGGCGAGGCAGACCGGCAGGAUCUGUUUGCUUUCCUUGAGAAGAAAAACCUCCGGCAGUACAUCUAUAAGAACAUUAUCCACAGUUCAGGUGUGGUCGGGGAUGAGAUGGCCCACCACCUGUACGUUCUGCAGACCGUCCGUCUGAAUCACGUAGAGGCACGCAUGCGGACUCCGCUGGACUCCUUCAGUCAGGAGCAGAGGGAGGCUUUGCACAGUUUGCGGCAGGCUGUGUUCGAGAUGGAGGGUGAGGGCAGUCUGAGUAACGAGCGUCGGCGUUCGCUCUGCGCUAAAGAGUUUAAGAAGCUCGGCUUUUCGAACAACAGUAACCCAGGUCAGGACCUCAGCCGAACUCCUCCUGGGCUGCUGGCUCUGGACACCAUGACGUACUUUGCUUCCCGUUACCCAGACGCCUACAGCAGGUUUGUUCUGGAGAACAGUAGCCGUGAGGAUAAGCAUGAGUGUCCGUUUGCGCGGAGCAGCAUCCAGCUCACGCUCAUCCUGUGUGAGAUCCUACGUAUCGGGGAGCCACCGUCGGAGACAGGCUCCAGCUACCACCCCAUCUUCUUUGCCCAGGACAGGCUGGUGGAGGAGCUCUUCUGCAUCUGCAUUCAGCUCCUGAACAAGACGUGGAAGGAGAUGCGGGCCACCCAGGAGGACUUUGAUAAGGUGAUGCAGGUGGUACGAGAGCAAAUCACCAGGACCCUGUCCAGUAAGCCCACCUCUCUGGAGCUCUUUAAGAACAAGGUGAACGCUCUGAACUACAGUGAGAUCCUCAAACUGCGUCAGACGGAGAGACUGCACCAGGAGGAGACGCUCGCACCGCCGGUGCUUGAGCUGAAAGAGCGUCUGAAGCCGGAGCUGUUGGAGCUGAUCAAACAGCAGAGGCUGAACCGACUGUGCCAUGGAACCAUGUUCCGUAAGAUCAGCACUCGCCGGAGACAAGACAAGCUGUGGUACUGCCGCCUCUCGCCCAACCACAAAGUGUUGCACUACGGGGACGUGGAGGAGGAAACAGACAUGCCUCCCAUCGAGGCUCUGCAGGAGAAGAUCCCUGUGGCAGAUAUCAAGGCACUGCUGACGGGGAAGGACUGUCCUCACAUGAAAGAAAACAAGGGCAAACAGACCAAGGAGAUGCUAGACCUGGCAUUCAGCAUUACCUAUGAUGUGGAAGAGUACAGCUUGAAUUUCAUCGCCUCUUCCAGAACAGAUUUCUGCCUGUGGACGGAUGGGCUGAAUGUUUUGCUAGGCAAAGAGAUGAGCAGCGAGUCUAUGCGCAGUGAGCUGGAGAUCCUUCUCUCCAUGGAGAUCAAGCUCCGCCUACUGGACUUGGAGAACGUCCCCAUUCCUGAUAUAGCCCCGCCCAUCCCAAAACCUCCCAGCAACUUCAACUUCUGCUAUGACUUCAGCCAGGCGGAACAGUAAGGCCAGGGCGGGGCAUCCCACGGGUCCCCAGGGGCCGACUCUGCUCCUCUCACGCCCCUGAAGUGAGCAAAGAUCUCGCAAGUGCAAAUGGAGCUCCUAGUAGCACAUACGCAGCAGAGAAUUACCACCAAUUUAAUGGUGGGAGAUUUACGGAAAUAAGAGCGGCCAUUUCUGGGUUUUGGUGGGGCCUUGUGCAGCAUUGUGUUCUAGAGUUAGAGCAAGUCAUAGUCACCAAGUCCUUACAGAACUUUGCCUGAGAGCAGUGGAUCCCACACUGUGAUGACGUCAUCUCAUUGCGAUGACGUCAUCACAGUGCUAUGGCCUCAUUGCAGUGAAGACAGAGUUAGAGCAAGUGGUGCCAGAAUGAGAAUUGUUUGUAUCUUUUGUGCUUUUAUGUAUCAGUAUAUUUCUAUACUUGAGGCCCGGCAUGGUAAAACGAAAUAUUUAAACUUUUUCUUUUAUGUCAAAAUCACCCCUUUCUCAUGGUACUGACCGUUUCCAGAUGGGGAUUUUGUUUCUGUCUUCCUUUUGCAUUCAACCUUAUAAUGCAGUAUCAUUUAAGGUAUUCCUUUGCAACUGAAUGUACAAACAACAACAAAAAAAAGUGCAGUGUUUUUUAGUGAUGGGGUAAGACUGCCUGUGUGUUAGACAAGCACCUAACAUUUCUGAAGGGUGGGGACAGCCCUGCAGAUUACUAGUGCCACUGACGAGACACACAUCCAGUCAUGUGACCAGUAGUGAGUCAGUAAUAUGACAAGAAAUAUGACACGAUUUCCUGUUGUACCCUGUUGCAGUUCUGAACAACAUCUUGGGAGGAAUUGAAAUUCUUGAGAGAGAAAAAGACUCAGAUGAGAGUGAAUCUAACUUCUGUAUUUAAGAAGGGGGUUAAAAAUGUACAUUACCCCAAACACUGGCAUGCUACACUCUUAAAUUGUUAUUUGGUACUUGGUACUCUGUUGUAUCUACAUAACACAUUGAAAACUGAUUUGUAAACAUUUUGUUUUUAUUGUAAUGGAACAGAGAAAUCAGUGUUCUUUAUGCAUGGUGCUAAAAGCAAUAGCAAUGUUGUGCAUUACUGGGGCUCUAAUGUAGCUAUACAGUAUCUGCAUUAGUCUUUGGAAUAGACCAGAGCCCGCUGUUUGGACUAAUGUGUGUGUAUAUAAACAUGGGACACCUGCGCAAAUACAGUUAAUACUGUACUCUUAUCAAGGGUGUGUGUGUGUAGGAUAGCUGUCUGUGGCGGGCUUGUGGGGUCAGUGCUUAAUACCAAUUCAGCGGUCUUGCACUUGGCUUAUGCAAUAAUAGCAGGGAAAAGACUUGUAGUCUUUCAGAUGGCAUACUAUAAUAAAACUGCAAACAUUUUAGUUUUCUACUACUGUCACUGAUAUCAAGAUUCUCGUCACAGAAUGCAAGUCAUAUGUAUUUGUUCUUAUUGUAAAUAGCUGUUGGUCAUAAGUUACUGGUUUCCUGGGAAACGUAGCGCCGUAUGCAUUCUACGAUUCAGACAGAACACUUUAGACUUUUUGUAUGAAUUUUACAAUCAUUAAAAUACAGAAUCAUUUCUAA